AUGGCUCAAGGGACAUUGGCACAACAUCUGUUUGGUUAUAGAGAAAUGGGGGUUUCUCCACUGACUUGGAAACAACGAGUCACAAUAGUGUUAGAUGUUGCCAGAGGGGCUGAAUAUUUGCACAGCUUAGCACAGCAGAGUUUCGUCCAUAGAGAUCUGAAACCUUCUAACGUACUUCUUGGAGAUGAUAUGAGAGCUAAGGUGUCUGAUUUUGGUUUGGUUAAGAAUGCUCCUGAUGGGAAGCAUUCGAUGCAGACAAGGUUGGCCAGAACGUUUGGAUAUUUAGCACUUGAGUAUGCUGCCACCGGAAAAGUGACCACAAAGGUGGAUGUUUUUGCAUUUGGAGUGAUCUUGUUGGAGAUAAUCACGGGAAGGAGAGGAUGUGUAUGGAGAAUGUAA
Molecule: messenger RNA, 399 nt
Organism: Camellia sinensis
Lineage: Eukaryota; Viridiplantae; Streptophyta; Magnoliopsida; Ericales; Theaceae
Source: RefSeq, a predicted model, not a curated record